Messenger RNA from Colossoma macropomum (tambaqui), 3714 nucleotides. RefSeq names its product SRY-box transcription factor 9a (gene sox9a). The record is from RefSeq and is a predicted model, not a curated record. Gene Ontology annotation, biological process: morphogenesis of an epithelium; oligodendrocyte differentiation; chondrocyte differentiation. Gene Ontology annotation, cellular component: nucleus. NCBI's taxonomy places the organism in Eukaryota, Metazoa, Chordata, Actinopteri, Characiformes, Serrasalmidae. The coding region runs from base 1 to 1425 and encodes 474 amino acids. Gene Ontology annotation, molecular function: RNA polymerase II cis-regulatory region sequence-specific DNA binding; DNA-binding transcription factor activity, RNA polymerase II-specific. The transcript has 3 exons.
AUGAAUCUCCUCGACCCCUACCUCAAGAUGACGGACGAGCAAGAGAAGGGUCUGUCCGACGUCCCGAGCCCCAGCGUGUCUGAGGACUCGGCGGGCUCCCCGUGCCCCUCCGCCUCGGGCUCCGACAGCGAGCGCGCGGCGGCCGAGAGCCGCCUCGGGGACUUCAAGAAGGACGAGGGCGAGGACAAGUUCCCCGCGUGCAUCCGCGAGGCCGUCUCGCAGGUGCUGAAGGGCUACGACUGGACGCUCGUGCCCAUGCCGGUGCGCGUGAACGGCUCGAGCAAGAACAAGCCGCACGUGAAGAGGCCAAUGAACGCGUUUAUGGUGUGGGCGCAGGCGGCGCGGAGGAAACUGGCGGACCAGUACCCUCAUCUCCACAACGCGGAGCUCAGCAAGACCCUGGGCAAGCUGUGGAGGUUGCUGAACGAUGUGGAGAAGAGGCCUUUUGUGGAGGAGGCGGAGCGCCUGCGCGUGCAGCACAAGAAGGAUCACCCGGACUACAAAUACCAGCCACGGAGGAGGAAGUCGGUGAAGAACGGAGCAGGCGAGGUGGAGGAGGGCCCUGAACACGGGCACGUGUCGCCUAAUGCUAUCUUCAAAGCUCUGCAGCAGGCCGACUCCCCUGCGUCCAGCAUGGGAGAAGUGCACUCCCCCAGUGAGCAAGGAGGCCAGUCCCAAGGUCCCCCAACUCCCCCCACCACCCCCAAAAUCGACGCGCAGCCAGGCAAAGUGGACCUGAAGCGCGAGGGCCGGCCGCUCCAGGAGGGCACCGGACGCCAGCUCAACAUCGACUUCCGUGACGUGGACAUCGGCGAGCUGAGCAGCGACGUCAUCUCGCACAUGGAGAGCUUCGACGUGACCGAGUUCGACCAGUAUCUGCCACCAAACGGGCACCCGGGCGCCACCUACGCGGGCGGAUACGGCCUGGGCCAGGGCCAGGCAGCCGGGGGCGGCUGGAUGAGCAAGACCCAGAGCGGGAGCCCUCAGGGCGGGCAGCAGCAGCAGCAGCACUCCCUGACCCAGCUGGGUACCGGGAACAGCGGAGAUCAGGGCCAGCAGAGAAACACCACUCACAUCAAGACAGAGCAGCUGAGUCCCACCCACUACAGCGAGCAGCAGGGCUCGCCACAGCACGUCACCUAUGGCUCCUUCAACUUGCAGCACUAUGCCGCCUCCUCCUUCCCCUCCAUCAGCCGGGCACAGUACGACUACACCGACCAGCAGGGCGGCGCCACCUCCUACUACAGCCACGCGGCAGGCCAGGGCUCCGGGCUCUACUCCACCUUCAGCUACAUGAGCCCCAGCCAGAGGCCCAUGUACACCCCCAUCACCGACUCCGCUGGCGUCCCCUCCGUCCCGGCAGCCGGCCACAGCCCCCAGCACUGGGACCAGCAGCCCGUGUACACACAGCUCACGAGACCCUGACCGCGUUUAAAGACUGUUCAACAAGGCUGAUGACUCGUUAUGCAUCGUUAACUCUGUAAAAACAGACACUUGAGGAAAGCUGGACUUCAAAAAGGACUCACAAUGUGCCUUUGGAAAAACCUGAUGCCAUGAGUAGAUAUAUAUUUUUAGCCUUGAUUACAAGAAAAAACAUUUUUCUGAGAAAAAGGUUCCUCUGUGAGGAAUAAUUAAUUAAUGUACUUUAGUAUGUACUGUGUAUGUUUGGUUGCACUUCACUGUAGGGCAUGCAUGACACAUAACGUCGUCAUGACAACCGUCAUAAACCCGAAUAAACGUUUAUAGACGUCAUCUGUCAUAAAAGCUGCUUUUGUCAACUCUGAUGUCACGUUAGCAGUUUUUUGAAGUUUUGCUGGUUUAUAGCUCACAGUAAUAUGAUGCUGAUGAUGUAACAAAGCAGGGCUAGGCAAUAUGACUAUAUAUCAUUAUCGUCAUGAAUCAUGUCACAACAUGCAUUUGUGGACUUUUAACAGUCUGUUUAACUGGAUUUGGUGCCAAAUAUUGCAUAAUAAUUGAUAACAUUUUUAAAAUGUAGCACUGCUGGCUCUUCUCUCUCUGUUCCAGCUGAUCAGAUGUCUGAGCCAAUAAAUAUAGUGACAUAUCGUGUGUUGUGAAAAUUUCUUGAAGUAUCACAAUACUAAAUUUUUGCCGUAUCGCCCACCUCUUUGGCAAAGUUUACAUUUUAUAUGUGGUAGGAUUGGCCAGCUGUCGUGUUGUCAGCAUUGUGUCACUGUGAUGUACACUGAGAAAGUUUAACAACGUAAAAAAUCAAUAGAAACUUGACAUGCAGCCUUUAUGACAAACAACGCCUGUUGAAACGAGUCUUUCGUCGCUGUCCAAAACAAACGAGUGUCUCCAUUUCACCAUCAUGGGAGCGCAGCAGCUGGCCUUUACAGUCUGUGAAAAUUUGAUAAUGAUUGGACCAACAGAAAUGCUCCAAAAUGGCUUGGAAUAAACUCUCGUCAAGAACUUACAUUGAAUUUAAAGAAUGUUUUUGCCUUCUCCUGUAAACCUGCCGUUUUGGAGAUGCCUGAUUUUCGCUUUAUAAUGUUUAUUCAUGUUUAUGUGUGUCAUGUAGCCUUAUGAACGCUCCCCUACAGUGAAGCGUAACUGUGUGUUUUCUUACCGUUGGCUGAUUGGAGGGGAUUUUAUGACAUUUCUCUUAAAAAAGGUCUAUUUUUACUAAACUAAACCACUCCUAGUAGCCCUGUCUCAUUCGCAUCUGCAUCUGAAUCCAUUUGCCGGCCUGUUUUCUCAUCUUCAUGCGUUGUAGGUUGCGUAGGUUUAUUUAUCUUUCCUGUAAAACAUUCCUGAGAGGGCCAGGCUUCGGACUGUUUUGGAAGCUCGGUUUGAGUGUGCACCAUCAGUGCCUGGUCCAAGGGUUGUGCAGGGGGGCUAAAAGGAAGAGUACACCAGCAGCUGAGAAUUUACUCCUGUGACAGGAAACGACCUUUGAUCCCCAGGUUGUCCUGUCUUACCAGCCCUGUCUUUCCACCCCCACCAUCCCCAUUCUGUCAAGUCUUAACCCCUCUAAUUUAUUUAUUAGCAUUAAUUUUAUUUCAAAGUAAUUAUGUGCAUUGUAUUCGUUAAUACUUUAAAGGACUAAUUGUUUUUUUUCAGAAUUCGCCCCUCCGGGUCCAUAGCAUAGUCGUCGUAAAGCCGAGGGGCGCUACUUAAUAUGGUACAGUUUCGUAAUCAUGUUUAUUUAUCAUAUGUAGAUGUUUCUAUUUUAAAUGUUGUUUUCUUCCUUUUGUGUGUGUGUUAGCCAAACGCAUAUCGAUGAAGUACUGUUUCCAUUCCUAAAGUAAGGGUGAUUCUCAACUGGAACCGUUCGGCUUUCUUUCAUCGGAAAGUUUCACAAAGCUCUGAAGCGGUAAUUGUUUUGUUUUUGUUUGCUUGUUUUUUUUUGUUUAGAGACACCAGUAUGUUCCAUCUAAUCUCUCCUAUGAGUUACUCCUUAUUCCAUGCCACGUAUCUGAGAACUGAUGUUACUGAUGUCAUCCAACCAGUUUGUUUUUUUUCUUGCAUCAGAUUUAACAUUUUCCUUUGAAGAAGUUCAUCUUUUUUAUGAUAUUUGCAAUAAAAGAGAAAAUGAAAAAAGCCAAAGCGUAAGCUGUUCUGUUUCAUUUUAAAUCUAGAAGAGAGGUAGAAAGGGCACAGAAGGCUCCCAUUCCAGAUUUCAGAGCUUUUCACAUCCAAAAUGCAAAAACGAUCUCAGGGUAAACAUCAAAAAUCAUUUGAUGUAGCUGAUCU